UGGAAGAAUUAUGGCAUGAAAAUCAGGUUCGCAAGAUAAUAUUUUGGAAGACUUGACGAUUGUGAAGGUAUCUGAGAAUGGUCUCGAUUUAUCUCGUACUUAUCGUACUAGCUGUCAUUUUGAUACAAAAAUGGCUUUCAAAUUAUAUGAAAAUUCGUAAAAUAUUAGAAACAGUACCUGGACCAAAACAAUAUCCUCUUAUUGGCAUUGCUCCACUCAUGAUGGGUGUUCCUCCUGAAGACCGACUUGCUGUGUUCAACGAUUUGUGUUACCAAUUUAAAAAUGGUAUGUUUCUAAUAUGGUUCGGUACUCAACCAGUAAUCAAUAUUCGAAAACCUCAUCAAAUAGAGAAAAUUUUAACAAGUACAACAAUAAUAAAAAAAUCAAGAUUUUAUAAUUUUGUAAAGCCAUGGCUAGGUGAAGGUUUGAUAACGACUACAGGCACAAGAUGGUUUAAUCACAGAAGACUCAUAACACCUGCAUUCCACUUUGGUGUACUCGGGGAGUAUUCCGCAGUAAUGAGAGAAAAUGUCCAAGCAUUGAUUGAACUUAUAGACAAGGAAUGUAACCGUAAUCCAAAAGCUCCCAUUAACAUUUUUGAUAUUAUUGGUAGAUACACUCUUGAUACAAUUUGUGAAACAGCUAUGGGUGUUAGUGUUAAUGCAAUCCAACAACCAGAUAACGAAUACUGCCAGGCACUCCACAAUAUCACCAGACUAUUCACUGAAAGAGUUUUUCGAUUUUGGUUAGCGUCAGACUUUAUAUACAACAAAACACCAAGUGGUAAACAAUUUCGGAAAGCUGUGAAGAUCAUGCAUAAAUUCACAGAAAAAGUAAUAAUGGACAAGCACAGGGAACGUGCUGAAAAAAAAAUAUCUGGUGUCACAGAAAUUGAAGAAGAUAAUGUUUAUGGAAAACGAAAACCCAAAGCAUUUUUAGAUCUGUUAUUAGAUGCAAGUGAAAAUGCUGAUAGUCCAUUGUCUCUGGAGGAAUUGAGGGAAGAAGUUGAUACAUUCAUGUUUGCGGGUCAAGAUACAACUGCUAUGGGUAUAUGCAAUGCUUUGUUUGCUCUCGGUAAUGCUCCUGAAAUACAAGAAAAAGUUUACCAAGAAAUGAAAGAAGUAAUUGGUGAUUCUGAUGAAGUUGCAACAGCAAGUCAAUUAGGACAAUUAAAAUUCUUGGACCGUGUAAUAAAGGAAGCUCUUAGAAUAUAUCCAAGUGCUCCUUCAAUCGGUCGAUGCACUGAGCAUGAUAUUGUUAUUGACGGUCACCUGAUUCCAAAGGGUACAUCAAUUAGUUUAAACAUUUAUCAAGCACAUCAUGACCCUGAAAGUUGGCCAGAUCCUGAAACAUUCGAUCCUGACCGUUUUUUGCCAGAAAAUUCAAAGGGUCGACACAUAUACUCAUAUUUUCCUUUUAGUGCAGGACCAAGAAACUGCAUCGGGAAAAAAUUCGCGUAUUUGGAACUAAAAACUGUAUUAACAGCCAUUUUAAGAAAAUGGAAAGUUUCUAGUGUUUUAAAGCCAUCUGAAAUGAAAAUGGUAGCUAAUAUAACAUUACGGCCCGCUAAUGAGAAAAUAGAAUUGUAUUUCACGCCUCAUAAUAACUAUUUGUAGCGAUUGCUUACAUGAAUUUUUUACUGCAGGCACAACUGAGCCCAACAUACUAAAUGCAAAAACGCUAUACGCAAUCUUUAUACGUUGAUAGUUUUUUAUUACUGAAGUAUGAGUUAAUAAGCUUACAAACAAAUUAUUAAAUACUCUUUUAGUUCGCGAGUAUAUAUUAGAGUGAAAGACUUGAGUAAUGGUAUUGGUUUAAUAAUUAAGUAAUUCUAGUGGUCUCGUUAUCAUAUUAAUGUAUUUAUACGAACGCUGCAAGGUUUUGGUCAGUGACAUAUCAUUCUUUAAUUACACUAAAUAGUUUUAGUGGCUAAAUUAAUUAUAUUAUAUAAUCACUACCACAAACAUAAGAAUUAUACAAUGCUUACAACUACUUACGAGAUUUUUCUGGCUAAUUGUUUUGACAAGAGCUUUCGCAAAAGAUCUGCAUCAAUGAAAAGUCCAGCAGGAUAAUAAGAAAUGUGUCAGAUAGUAGGUAUAAAAUUAGGAUAAUGCGUGUGUUCAUACAUAAUUUUGUCUGAUUAUUCGUAGUUGAUUUGGAUGAGAUUGUGUUAACCGUUGUAUAUCAGCUAUUCUAUUUAAAGUACUAGUAAAGAUUACUUUUUGUAUCAAAAAUAUUAACAUUAUCAGAAUCUAAGAUAUGCUUUACACAUCCAGAAUACUGACAGAGAUCUCAUCGUUCUUAUUUAUUCUUAAAAUCUCUCAUAUGUGUAUUGACUAUAAUCUUACUCUUAAACUCCUAGCUGAUUGGCCUAAGUAUUUUUUAAUACAGUUAUGUCAGUCUAGUUUAAGUAAUACCCUCCACCUUUAUCUUCGUUGUGAUAUCUUGCCGUAACUUUAUAAUGCAAAUUAAUUUAUUAAUACUUAUUAACGUAACAGAAAUUUGCAAUUUGAGUAAUCUUUUGAGUUUUAUUAUUAAAAUAUACAAAGUCUGAAAAAACAAGAAAGGAUAUGUUAUUGUUAUUCACAGCUACUGAAGUGCCUUAGUGAAAGUCGUUAAAUAAACAGUGCAAUUUUUUUUUUAUACCUAUUUUUCAAUGAAUUUAGAAUAGUAAUUGUUAUGAAGUACUAAUAAUUGAAUCAUCUAUCUUAGAUUAUCUUUAUGAAAUAUGGGAUGUGACAAUUAUAUGAUGCUAUCCAUCAAUGUAUAAUUUUUACCUGUUUUAAGGAACACUGAUUGUGUGACAGAUAUUUUAAACACCUUUUAGAAAAUGUAAGUUUUUUAUACCGAUUUCUUACGAUGCUGCUGUCAUUCUGGAGAAUUAGUUGUUAGUCCGGAAAACACAUGUUAUUAUUUGUCAUAAUGUUAUACGCAAAUCAAGUAGUACUAUUAUAACUAUUGAAAAGCGAUUGCGUGUUGCACAUACCUGUAGUAUAUCAUAAAGUCCAAUAAAAGUCCAAUUUUUUUCAAAACUUUGUCUCCAACAGCUGCAUAUAAAGAUAUCAUAAAAUGGAGCUUACAGGGCUACCCAUUGCAAAUCAAAAAAUUUAUUAAUAGUACUUGACAUUAAACUGAAAAUAAUUUGAGUUUAAAAUGUGUCAUGACUUCACAAAAUUCACUUAAUUACACUUCAUAGCAUCAACGAUUAGCUUACUAGUGUUAGUAAAAAACUACUAGCUGGAUCAAAGUGUGAUUAUCAAGUAUUAAAAAGCCACUAAAUUUCUUCAUUUUAUUCAUAACUAUUUUCGAUGCAUGACUUAGCUUCUAGAAUGUUCGUAUUUCGAAACACAGAUACAAAUAGUAGGAUUAAAAAAAAUUAUUAUUCCUGAAGAGAACCAUGAUUUGUAUAGUGGCCGAGAUAUCCGAAAUGUUGUAAGGUUCUUAUAGAUACAUAAAUUUGAUAAUGAGAUCUCUGAAGGUACUCAAGUAACUUUUGACCACUUUUUUGAGUGCAAUAUUCAUGGUCAUUUCUACUACAACGUACUAUUGGAAUUUGACUUUUACUCUUAUAUUCAAAAGUUUCCAGUUGUUGGGUUAAUUAAAAAUUUGCAAGAAUAAGAAAGCAUGUUGAUGAAAGACCUAAGCCUUAUGGCUCUUCAGUUUAUCUAAAUCAGUGCAAACAAGUAUGUUUGCUUGACAUUUUUAUACAUAACUGCAAUAGUCUGAACAAAAUAAUUGUAUCCACGAUCUAAACACAAACGUAUUGUCGAGUACGAUUAAGAUUAGUUUCACCAACUGUUUCACUCAUCACAUUUUAUUCACGAGACAUUAUUAUAUGUAAAAUUUGUUGCUGACUUUAAAAUAAAAAUUAUAAUUAACUAAUAUUACAGCUAUAAAAUCAGUAUAAAACUAUUUUUCAUAAUAGGUUACGAUCCCAAACACUUUGUAC
Copidosoma floridanum is the source of this 3949-nucleotide messenger RNA. RefSeq names its product cytochrome P450 4C1-like. Gene Ontology annotation, molecular function: monooxygenase activity; heme binding; oxidoreductase activity, acting on paired donors, with incorporation or reduction of molecular oxygen. The record is from RefSeq and is a predicted model, not a curated record. NCBI's taxonomy places the organism in Eukaryota, Metazoa, Arthropoda, Insecta, Hymenoptera, Encyrtidae.